Messenger RNA from Mytilus californianus (California mussel), 1067 nucleotides. RefSeq names its product universal stress protein YxiE-like. Bases 385 to 879 code for a protein of 164 amino acids. The transcript is spliced from 4 exons. The record is from RefSeq and is a predicted model, not a curated record. Lineage: Eukaryota; Metazoa; Mollusca; Bivalvia; Mytilida; Mytilidae.
GUAUAAUUCUCAUAUAAUUCCAGCUAGGUUAGCGGAAAAGGCAACGUGUACGUACUUUUACAUAGAUUAGAGAUGUCAACUACAGCUACGAUUGACAGAAAAGAAAAAAUGUUUUUACGUUUUCUUAGCGUAAAAAAUUGUAGUUUACUUAAUUUACGUUUCACAAGCUUAUCUAAUCUAGCAGAUAUAACAGAACUGACAAUACAAUUAUCACUGAUAUGAUUAACUGCGUUGCACACGUGUUGCGACAAAAAUAUACAUUGUUUACAGUUAUACACUUUGUUGUUACUGACAAUUGACACUUUGUACCAAUACGACCUUGCGAUAAAAAUCGUACGCUGACCUUAAAUUGCACCAACUAAAAACUAAAUCCUAAAUGUGAAAAUGGCCGAAGAGAAAAAAGUGGUGGUUAUAGCAAGUGAUGGUAGUGAUCAUGCAAAAUUGGCAUUGCAAAAAUAUGCAACAGAAUUUUACCAGCCUGGUAAUUUUGCAGUCGUUGUGUAUGUUGCUACGUACACCGAAAUCAGUUAUGGAUCUGUUGCACUGAUACCAGGGGAUCCAGCUCUUGUUCAAAGGAUAGUGGAAUCGGAGGAGGUCAAGUGCACAGAAAUGGUGAAGAAAUUAAGUAAAGAAUUAGACGAUUUGAAGAUAGAAGGCGAGGUUGUGAGAGUAAACGGAGAACCAGGUCCUGCUGUUCUAGAAAAGGCAAAAGAUCUCAAAGCAGUAUACAUAGUAGUAGGAUCACGUGGUUUAGGGAAAAUCCGGAGAACUAUUAUGGGCAGUGUCAGUGACUAUCUCGUGCAUCAUGCACACAUUCCAGUAGUUGUAUGCAAAUCAGAACAUCACCAUCAUCAUCAUGGAGGUGAUAACCAUUCUUGAUUACAUCAAACAUGAGGACUAAGUUUUGUAUAGCGGAGGAAAUGUUCUGUUUUCAUUUUUAAUUUGAAGGAAAUGUGGCAAGGACAGCCAUUUUAUUUUACUGACUGAUUUUCUUUUAUGAAAGAUAUUCAGAUAAAUGCCGAGCGAAAAUCUUUUUGAUUCAGGAUGAAUAAAAGUUUAUUGCUUAA